AUGAACGUCUCUGAGGUGUUGGCAAAUACCUUAUCUGCCGAUAAUGCUAUCCGUGGUGCUGCUGAGGAGCAGCUUUCGACCGCUGCCGUCCAACACUUUCCCGAGUAUCUGCAAAUGCUCUCGGCGGAACUCGCAAAUGAAGAGACAUCUCCCUUUAUCCGUAGUGCUGCUGGUAUCGCUCUGAAGAACGCCCUCACUGCCAAAGAGCGAACACGUCUGCUAGAGGUACAGCAGAAAUGGCUCACCCAGGUCGACCCAACCAUCAAGACCCAAGUCCGGGAAAACUCUCUUCGAACACUAGCCUCGACAGACAACCGUGCGGGGCAAUCGGCCGCGCAGUUCAUUGCGGCCAUCGCCGCCAUCGAACUCCCCCGAAAUCAGUGGCCGGACCUGAUGCCUGCACUGGUACGAAACGUCGGCGAAGGCUCCGACAGCCUUAAACAGUCGUCCUUGACCACCAUUGGUUAUAUCUGUGAAUCAGAGGAGCAGGAACUCCGGGAUAGUCUGAACCAGCACUCUAAUGCAAUCCUCACGGCCGUCGUGCAGGGUGCCCGGAAGGAGGAGCCUAACGCCGACGUAAGAUAUGCGGCCAUGGUUGCGUUGGGUGAUUCACUGGAAUUUGUUCGAACCAACUUUGAGAAUGAUGGUGAGAGGAACUAUAUCAUGCAGGUCAUCUGCGAGGCCACACAGAGCACAGACUACAGGAUUACUCAGGCAGCAUUUGGUUGCCUGAACAGGAUAAUGAAUCUUUACUACGACAAGAUGAAGUUCUACAUGGAGAAGGCCCUAUUUGGAUUGACAAUUGUGGGGAUGAAGCACGAGGAGGAGGAGGUCUCCAAAUUGGCCAUUGAAUUUUGGUGCACAGUUUGUGAGGAAGAGUCCGCUGUUGAAGAUGACAAUGAACAGUUCCAAGCAGAGGGAAUGACUGAGCUUCGGCCAUUCUUCAAUUUUGCGCGUAUUGCCACUCCAGAGGUCGUCCCAGUAUUAUUGGAGCUCCUCACAAAGCAGGACGAAGAUGCCGCGGACGAUGAGUACAAUGUCUCCCGUGCAGCAUACCAGUGCCUGCAGCUUUACUCCGCGCGUGUCCAGGGUCUGGUGAUCGGCCAUGUUUUGCAAUUUGUAGAGGCCAACUUGCGCCACGAAAACUGGAGGUUAAGAGAUGCUGCUGUUUCGGCAUUUGGUGCAAUCAUGGAAGGACCAGAGUUCAAGCAACUUGAUCCCCUGGUCAAGCAGGCUCUGCCUGUACUUGUGGGAAUGAUGGAUGAUAAAAACUUAAUGGUAAAAGACUCUGCAGCCUAUGCUCUUGGGAGGAUUUGCGAAUGUUGUGGGCAAUCUAUCGACCCUCAACUCCAUCUGCCAAGCUUGAUUCAGGCAUUAUUCUCCGGCCUGAAGGAUAGUCCAAAAAUGGCUAGCUCUUGCUGCUGGGCUUUGAUGAACUUGGCGGACAGAUUUGGCAUUGAAAGCGAGUCUGAGGAAAACUCGUUGUCGAAAUACUUUAAGGAUAGUGUUAGUGCCCUGUUGGCCGCAACUGAAAGAUCCGACGCUGAUAACCAGCUCAGAACGGCUUGCUACGAAGUCCUCAACUCUUUUGUUGCCAACGUUGGACAGGAUGAGCUGCCGUCUAUUGCUCAAUUGUGCACUGUAAUCAUGGAGAGGCUAGAGAAGACUGUUGCCUUGAGAGGACAAAUUGUUAGCACGGAUGACCGUAUCACUUUGGAGGAGAUGCAGACUAGUUUGGCUGUAGUAUUGAUGACUAUCAUUCAACGUUUGGACAAGGAGAUCAAGCCCCAGGCCGAUAGCAUCAUGCAGAUCCUUUUGGGGAUCCUCUCCACGCUGCCACCAAACUCAUCUGUUCCUGACGCGAUAUUUGGAGCCGUUGGAGCUAUGGCUAAUGCUUUGGAGGAGGACUUCACCAAUUACAUGGAUGCAUUCACGCCUUUCCUUUACAAUGCCCUUGGCAACCAGGAAGAGCAGCAGCUCUGCUCAAUGGCUAUUGGUCUCGUGGGUGACAUUGCUCGUUCAAUAAACGACAAGGCAGCGCCUUACUGCGACCACUUCAUGAACUAUUUGCUCAACAAUCUCCAGAGCAACACUCUUAGCCAGCAAUUCAAGCCAGCAAUUCUUCAGUGCUUUGGUGACAUUGCUCAAGCAAUUGGGGGCCACUUCGAGACAUACCUGCAAGUGGUCAUGGGUGUUCUUCAACAGGCGUCUGGGAUUACUGCCAGUACCGAUAGCAAUUAUGAGAUGGUAGAAUACGUUAUCUCGCUACGAGAAGGAAUCAUGGAUGCGUACGACGGCAUCAUCAUUGCUCUGAAAUCAGGCGAUAAGACCUCUCUCCUUGCCCCUUACGUUCAGCACAUAUUCGGCUUCCUGUCAUCGGUAAAUGCCGACAUAAACAAGACUGAAGGACUGAUGAGAUCUGGCAUGGGUGUUCUUGGGGACUUGGCGGAUGCUUUCCCCGGUGGCGAGAUUGCCCAGUACUUCCGCGCCGAUUGGAUCGGUGCCAUGAUCAAGGAAGUACGACAAAGCCGGGAGUUUAGCUCUAGAACACUUGAAACUGCUCGAUGGACAAGGGAACAAGUGAAGCGUCAGCAGGCACAAGCUUCUUAA
Molecule: messenger RNA, 2610 nt
Organism: Morchella importuna
Lineage: Eukaryota; Fungi; Ascomycota; Pezizomycetes; Pezizales; Morchellaceae
Exons: 9
Coding region: 1-2610 (869 amino acids)
Biological process (GO): protein import into nucleus
Cellular component (GO): cytoplasm; nucleus
Molecular function (GO): small GTPase binding; nuclear import signal receptor activity
Source: RefSeq, a predicted model, not a curated record